GGGAAGGCCGCCCGCCCGCCGCUGUCCCCAACGCGGCCGUCGCUGCGGAAGCCGAGCCGUCCCGCGCCGCCGAGCGUCCCCGCCAUGAAGCCCAACUUCUCCCUGCGACUGAGGGUCUUUAACCUCAACUGCUGGGGCAUUCCCUACCUGAGCAAGCACCGGGCCGACCGCGUGAAGCGCCUGGGAGACUUUCUGAACAGGGAGAGCUUCGACCUAGCUCUCCUGGAGGAGGUGUGGAGCGAGCAGGACUUCCAGUACUUGAGGCAGAAGCUGCUGCCCGCCUACCCAGCAGCGCACUACUUCAGGAGCGGCAUCAUUGGCAGUGGUCUCUGUGUCUUCUCCAAACACCCAAUCCAGGAAUUCACCCAGCACGUCUUCACCCUCAACGGCUACCCCUACAUGAUCCACCACGGUGACUGGUUCUGUGGGAAGGCCGUGGGGCUGCUGGUGCUCCAUCUGGGUGGACUGGUGCUCAACGCCUACGUGACCCAUCUCCAUGCCGAGUACAAUCGACAGAAGGACAUCUACCUAGCACAUCGUGUGGCCCAAGCUUGGGAACUGGCCCAGUUCAUCCACCACACGUCCAAGAAAGCUGAUGUGGUUCUAUUGUGUGGGGACCUCAACUUGCACCCAAAGGACCUGGGCUGCCGCCUGCUGAAGGAGUGGACGGGACUGCACGAUGCCUUUCUGGAGACUCGGGACUUCAAGGGCCCUGAAGAAGGCUGUACGAUGGUACCCGAGAACUGCUACGUCAACCGGCAGGAGCUAGAGCAAUUCCCCUUGGGUAUCCGCAUCGACUAUGUGCUUUAUAAGGCGGUGUCUGGGCUAUACAUCUCCUGUAAGACUCUCAGAACUACUACAGGCCACGAGCCUCACAGCGGCAGCCCCCUCUCUGAUCAUGAGGCACUGAUGGCUACUCUGUGUGUGAGACACAGCCCCCCCCAGCACAACCCCAGCCCUACCCAUGCAGAGAGGUCGCCGCUGAUCAGUGUGCUAAGGGAGGCCUGGGCAGAACUGGACCAGGGCAUGGCUCAAGGUCGCUGGUGGGCCACCAUCGCUGGCUACGUGAUUGGUCUAGGGCUUCUUCUCCUGGCGUUGCUGUGUGCCCUGGCGGCUGGAGGAGAGAUCAGGGAAGUUGCUGUACUGCUCUGGACCCCCAGUGUAGGACUGGUGCUGGGGGCGGGUGCAUUCUAUCUCUUCCACGUGCAGGAGGCCAAGGGCUUGUGUCGGGCCCGAGCCGAGCUCCAGCAUGUGCUGGGAAGGGCAAGGGAGGCCCAGGACCUGGGCCCAGAGUCCCAGCCAGCCCUGCUCCUGGGGCAGCAGGAGGGAGACAGAGCAGAGGAACAAUAAAGCUUGACACUUUG
Molecule: messenger RNA, 1364 nt
Organism: Balaenoptera acutorostrata (minke whale)
Lineage: Eukaryota; Metazoa; Chordata; Mammalia; Artiodactyla; Balaenopteridae
Gene: SMPD2
Product: sphingomyelin phosphodiesterase 2
Exons: 10
Coding region: 85-1350 (421 amino acids)
Cellular component (GO): cytoplasm
Molecular function (GO): sphingomyelin phosphodiesterase activity
Source: RefSeq, a predicted model, not a curated record